AUGCAGUCACUACGACAGUACCGCCGUCUGCGGCAGGAGGUGCAAGAGGACCUGGCACGUGCCUGGCAAGCCAAGCUGCCCUCCAGUUCCCUGGCGAGGACCUCUACAUCCGAGCCCGAGGCGUUCAGCGACGGCAAAGAGCCUGGAACAGGGGCAACAGAGAAGCCAGCGACCAUUGACCCAGCCCUGGUGCCUGGCGUCACUGUGUCGCGCCCGGACGAGGGCGAUGGCAGCACCGUCUAUGUGGUCGGCUGGAAGGACAACGAUCCUAGCAGCCCGCAGGCUUGGAGCUUGGCCAAAAAAUGGAUGGUCAUGCUGACCUGCUGCUGCCUCGGUAUUGCCUUUACAAUCCCAGCCUCCGUCGAGGGUCCCACGCAAGACGCUUUCAACGCUCGUUUUGGCACCAGUCCCAUGGCUGGAUCUAUGGCUACCGGCAUCUUCCUGAUUGGUAUCGGUGUGGGCUCGCUGUUCUCUGGCCCCUUCUCCGAAACCUUCGGCCGCAAUACCGUCUACUUUGUUUCAAUGGUCGUGGCCAUGCUGUUCAUCAUGGCCAAGGCUCUGGCGCCCAACUACGGUGCCGCUCUUGCUUUCCGCUUUCUGUGUGCCCUGUUCGCGGCAACCCCAAUGACCGUGGCAGGUGGCACCAUUGGCGACAUCUGGACUCCCAUGCAGAUCCCCUUCGGCCUGCCCUUGGUCACUAUCUGUGCCUACUCCGGCCCAAUCCUGGGGCCUGUGAUCGGUGCUUAUACACCCGAGAUCGGCUUCGAAUGGGCCGACUGGAUUUCCAUGAUCAUCAUCGGCGCCGUCCUGGUCUUCGUGCUGCUCGCCCAGCCCGAGACUUACAGUCCCUUGUUGCUGGAAUGGCGUGCCAAGCACCUGCGUGAAUUGACGGGCGACGACCGGUACCAGGCGGAGCAUGCGUCGGCCAGCUCCCUCGGCUCCCGGCUGCUGGCCAAUGUGUACAGGCCUUUUAUCAUGAUCUGGACCGAGCCCAUCAUCUUGGUCUUCAGCUUUUAUCUCGUCCUGCUGUACUUUGUGCUCUUCACCUUCCUGAAUGGCUACCCCUACAUUUUCACCAAGACGUAUGGCAUCUCCAUGAGCCUAACCUUCGCCAUCUGGGUUGCCAUGAUGCCGGGUGUCGCUGUCGCCCUGGUCAUGGUCCCUUGCAUCUAUCAUCUUACCAAGAAGACGGCCGCAAAGGCCAUGGCCGCGGGGAAGCCUCUGCAGCCCGAGGUGUCCCUGUACUGGGCCAUGGCUGGUGCUUCCAUACUGAUGCCAGUCUCCCUGUUCUGGAUGGCAUGGACCUGCUAUAGAGACAUCAGCAUCUGGUCGCCCAUCGUGGCCUCGGGGGUUUUCGGCUACGCGCUUGUCUGCAUCUUCACUACGACCUACAUGUACAUCAUCUUCGUGUACCUUCAGUACGCGGCCUCUGCUCUGGGCUUCAUGACCUUCUCCCGCUACAUCAUCUCCGGUGCGCUGAGUCCGGCCUCGAUCAAGAUGUACGAGAACCUGGGCCCGCAUCUGGCUUUGACAAUCGUGGCCGUUGUCGCCGCUGUUAUGGCGCCAGUGCCGUAUGUGCUGUACAAGUACGGCCACAAGGUCCGAGCCAUGAGCAAGAAUGUUCAGAACAAAUCUUAGAUAUUCCUGGUAGCCUGUGACUUUUGAGUCACGCUCUUUUCUAUGGUUGGGGGAAGACAACAACAGAACCAUGAAAAGAAUGCAUGUGCUUGAUGUAUAGCGCCCGAAGCAUUCGGUUCGAUACGUCUUGCUUCAGGCCCUUUCCAAUCAUUUUAAUUGAGAGAUUGAAAGGAGUGUCUAAUAUGAUGAUUUUAGGCCUUUAAAAUGAAGUGCGUCUGUAAUUUUUUCUCAGCUCUGGGGGCUGGCCUUCAUUGACUCCAUUGGGUUACCUUAGUGUUAAGUAAUCUCUCAAAUCCCCAGUCGGAAGUCGCUGGACCUUAAGAAUACUUGUUUUCAUAGUUGACUCUCUCUAUAUAGAUCAGUCUUGCACCUAGCCUGGGUGUCUUAGUUGAAUUGACUCUCUCUUUCAAGAAUGAGCGUUCGACCGGAGGCGCCCCGUGGGGCGCAGAAAUCGAAUGGACACUCAUGCGUAUUGUCCAGGUGUAUGCAGGUCUGUCAGGAAGUGCACGCUACAGAUCACUGUCACUCUGACUUGACUCCUGCAGGAUUCUUGCCCCACCACUGGAUCCAGAGUCAACACAUUACCCGGUCUCUCCAUGACUCCACAAUAUUGGGCCUCUGCUUCCCUCGUCUCUAGGCUGGAGAUGCUGUCCUCCGCACUUUCAAGCUCUCAGUCGCCAUUGGGCCCGAACUUGCCCGCCGCACUCAUCUUUGCGGGUGUACUUGUCCGAUAUCGCCAAUACGCGUCAAUCAGAAAGUAUGGACUGUAGCAUAGAAGGUAGUACUGAAGCUGGAAGGGUAGAACACAGGUUGUUGGGGUGUGGUGUCACUGCCAACUGCCAGGAGCAGAGGACCGCACAGGGGAGUUUUCAUUGUUAGAUAAAGCAGCAUAUUGCUUAGAGUGUGGCCACAGGUUUCCUGCGCUCUCAACUCUGGCUGACUGAAGCUGUUUUUCUUUCACAACCUGUUUUUGGGACCUCAUAUGUCUUGUCAGCUGUCCACAUCAAGUGAAAGUGUCUUAGUUUGCCUACCUUGCUGCAUUUAACCCGGGCAGCUGCACAGGCGGGCUUCAACAGUUUUGGCUAGAAGGUUGGCAGAGUACUCAGUAUGGAGUCUGCUCAUCCCUGUGUCACAGAGCUCAAAACUAGGAUCAAAUAGGAUGCUAUUUAACUAACUAGGCAGCUGUUUGAUAAGAACUUCGAACGUGGAGGGAGGAAAGAGAAAGAAGAAAAAGAAGACGCCCUGGCCUGACGCGAGCUAUAUAGUAAUGGAGGUAUACCGUUGCUUACUAGCUAGAUAGGCCUACGUGGUGGAAAGGGUCAGCGAGGGCGGACCUAUGCGGCAGAAUCCCACGUGAUCCAACAAGGACCGGUCUGUCACACCCUGCCAGUCACAGAGAUCACAAAGACUACUCAUUGCCAUGGGCCACCUAAAAUCCCUUUGAACCAAUAUACACCAAUCGCCAGCCGUCUGUACAAGGCGACUGGGAUGAAUUGGAAAUAUCACCACAAACACAACCCACUUCAGGCAGCAACAUUGACAGUUGACACACACCUCACUUGUCAGAAUUGCUGCUGACUUGUCUUAAGGGGGAUAAAUCUAGGAUCUCAGGGUCAAUAACAAUGGUG
Molecule: messenger RNA, 3266 nt
Organism: Monascus purpureus
Lineage: Eukaryota; Fungi; Ascomycota; Eurotiomycetes; Eurotiales; Aspergillaceae
Source: the annotation of a GenBank genome assembly